Molecule: messenger RNA, 5622 nt
Organism: Tigriopus californicus
Lineage: Eukaryota; Metazoa; Arthropoda; Copepoda; Harpacticoida; Harpacticidae
Exons: 15
Coding region: 117-5432 (1771 amino acids)
Biological process (GO): chemical synaptic transmission; modulation of chemical synaptic transmission; presynaptic membrane assembly
Cellular component (GO): cell surface; synapse; postsynaptic membrane
Molecular function (GO): signaling receptor activity; neurexin family protein binding
Source: RefSeq, a predicted model, not a curated record
GUGCCAAAUCAGUAGUAGUCGGUAGUCAAUUGUGAAAAGUGUGCUAAAUUUCUUAAUGUGCCACUGAUAGUUAAAACAUGUAAAGCAUUCCAACAAUUCCCACUACACACCGAACCAUGCUCCUGAUCCUGGGCGUGGUGUUGUCCAUUGUGAUCUCUACGGUACACGCCACACGAGUGACCAUUCAACAGGGCUCGAUUGAAGGGGAUCUCGUGUCCCUAUCCCACUUAUCUCUGCCCAACGUGAAUGUAUAUCGAGGCAUCCCGUUUGCUCGACCGCCGGUGGGCUCCAAACGGUUCGUGCCGCCAGUGUCACCGGUGGGAUGGAGUGGAACGCGAAAAGCGGUUCAGUUUCAGCCCGUGUGCCCGCAAGUGAUUCCGGAUCUCCGGAAUGAAACGGCUGCUCUUCUGUAUAUGACCAAGGGAAAUUUGGCCAAACUCAGGUCCAUCUUCCCUAUGCUCACCAACCAAAGUGAAGACUGUCUCUACCUCAAUGUUUACACGCCUGAAAUUCAAGUGGCUCGCUUGCUCCCAGUUAUGAUUCUGAUUCAUGGUCAAUCCUUCGAGUGGGGCUCCGGCAAUGUGUACGAUCCUUCUAUUUUCUCUUCAUUCGGCUCGGUGAUCGUAGUGACGGUGAAUUACCGCUUAGGGGCGUUCGGUUUCCUCCAAACCGGCUUGAAUGGGAAUGGGGUCAACAACUUUGGCCUCUUAGACAUCUUGGCUGCUAUUGAGUGGGUCAAGAAAAACAUCGGGGCCUUCGGUGGUGACGCGAAUGCCAUCUCGAUCCUGGGCCAUGGCACGGGUGCCACACUCCUUUCAUUAUUGAUGAUAUCCCCAAUUGUGGCCAACCGAGGUCUGUUCCAUCGGACUCUUCUCAUAAGUGGGUCUCCACUCUCUCCGAUGGCUUUUCCCAGAGAUCCUGAGGGUAUUGCCCGCCAGCUUUUCGAGAAGUCCUCUUGUCCGUAUAAAAUUCAUGACAACAGCAACAAUGUGGAUUGCAUGCGGAAGCAAUCAGUGAACAGAAUCCUCUCCAUUCAGGUUGACUUUCCUCUCUAUACCAUUCCCUUUGGUCCAAUCUCAGAUGGUAUUAUACCUCCGAAGCCGUUUGACAACCUCAUGCGAGAGGCAUUUCAUAAUUAUGACGCCAUCUUUGGUGUGGUUGAGGAGGAAUCUUCUGACAUGAUGACAGAUGCUAUAGUUCAAUAUGGCAUGACCGAGUUCGAGCAACGGGAAAUGUUGACCCAGUUCUUUCGGAACAACUUUGCGAGACAACACACGGGUGAAAUUCUCAAGAGUAUCCUUAAUGAAUAUACACACUAUAAGGCCUCCGGGCAGGACCCUCAGGAAUUCGGUCGAAUGACUCGAGAAAUACUCAGCGAUGCUAUCACAGUAGGGCCUCUCUUGAAAAUGGCCAAAAUCCACGCGGAGUCCAAGCGAGCUACUUACGCUUAUGUGUUCCAUCGAUCCAGAACGUCAAGGAGAGGAGAUCAGGUCUUAGGUUCCUUGAGGGGCGACGAUCUCGAUUUCAUGUUUGGCUAUCCAUUUUUGUCCAGAGAGCCAUUAACAGAAGAAAGACAGUCCGAUCAAAGUAUUUCCCAAUCUUUUAUGACCCUCAUACGAACUUUUGUGGAGGGCGGUAUUAUGUCAAAGUCAAAUGGACGCUUUCACCGCGAAGGAUACACAAAAUCGGGUCUCUCCUGGCCCGAAUUCGACAUCGACGAGCAACAAUAUCUAAAGAUUGAUUCCCCUAUCGAAAUCGGCACCUUCUAUCGUUACUACAAACUUACCAAGCUGGAGGAAAUCGCUUCCAAAUUUGGCAAAGUCUUACAAUCAUCUCGAGGAUCCUCAAGCAAUCCUCCAGGCUCACCACCAUCAGAGAAAGACGAAGAAAAAACCGACUUGGAGUUCCGAUCGUUCGAUUCAGAUCCCGACAUCGAAAGUGGAGGCAUGACCAUGCGGACAAUCAUUAUUAUUGGUUUUCUUCUCCUCAUUCUCAAUGUGUGCUUUUGUGCUGGGGUUUUGUAUCAAAAGCACCGCGUCAGACAACGGGAAAAUAACCUGCAGUCCCAAUUGCGGAACAUCUCCCAAUCAGCGACCUUUUCAGGCCCCAACGAAUCUAUGCUGUACGAUAAAGUCGAGCCCCACUCUGGCUCCAACUAUGCUCAUUUGGAGAUGGACCAACUCCACUCAUCCCAAUACAACAUAUUGAGGCGGAACCAGAUGAGGGGUGACUAUUAUCCAACCUACAAUCGACAUCCGCAUCAAAGGUCUGAUCAGCCCGUGUGGAGGUCCAUCUCCGAUAGUGAAGACGAUGUCCGAGGGCUCCAUGGAGGCUCAUUUCGCACCAGCAACAGCCUCAGGACUGUACCCAGAUCGGGUCCUGACAAUCUAGUUAUUCAAUCAUCAGAAUCCACAGAGCAUGUAAAUGCUGAGGAGGUCCAACCCAAGCCUCGCUCGUUUCCGAAAGUGUUACCUGAUUUACCCUCGGUUUGGCGAGAGAGACGUCUCAUCAAGCGAGAUAGUCCACAAGAUCCCAUCAUAGAGAUGAUUCCUUUGGAGGAUUAUGAACGCCUCUACCCGACGAUUCCACCGAAAGACACAGGCCCAGCACGAGACAAUCCGGGGGAGCAUCUAGCUCCAGUGAUAUCCAACGUGAACGACUCACUCGCUCCUGGAACAUUGCGACGGGAUAGACCGGUGUCAAGUUACCGGGAAUGGUGCUCCCAAUACAGUCAGUCGUUUCUCUCCAAAACUCUCGAAGGGUCUGUUUCCCCUCCAGGGGAUGAAAUGACGCUCAAGCUUCGUUCAAGUGUGAUUUGUCUGAUUUUGGUAGUGGUUCUGAUCGGGGAUCAUCUCAUUUCAUGUACAUCGGCCCAGCAACCUAGUGAGAUUGUCCAUACAAGACAAGGCAAAGUUCGAGGCUUGACGUUAGCCUUUCAGAACCACGAUAAGGAAGUGCUCGUGGAUCGCUUCACAGGCAUCCCCUUUGCGGCUCCCCCUGUGGGCUCAUUACGCUAUAUGCCGCCAGUGAGCACGCCACCAUGGCGCGAGGUUCGAAAUGUGUCCCAAUUUCGGCCAGUGUGUCCCCAGGUGUUCCCUAAUCAUUUAAUCAACCAAAGUAUCGCCUCGCAAGGAAGGGACAAAGAAUUUGAAACGCUCCGGCAAGAGCUGGAGAGCCAAAGCGAGGACUGUCUCUAUUUGAAUGUUUUCGCCAGGCAUCGCGACGGUCCUCUUGCUCUCUUGCUCCCCGUGUUGGUGUUCAUACAUGGAGAAAAUAAUUACGAGUGGGGCAGUGGAAACUUGUACAACGGGAAUGCUCUAUCGGCUGUGGCGGAUGUGAUCGUAGUCACCAUCAACUAUCGUCUGGGAGUAUUGGGUUUCCUGGACGCAAACAUUGACGACGACUCAAAGAGCCCCGGCAAUCUAGGAAUAUUGGAUCAAAUCGCUGCUCUCCAUUGGGUUCAGGAAAAUAUUCGAGGAUUUGGCGGUGACGCAUCCAAUGUGACUCUAGUGGGACACGGCAAAGGAGCUGCCUGUGUCCACUUUCUCAUGACUUCAGAAGCAUUACCUCGAGGUACCCUCUUCAAAAGAGUGAUGCUCCUGUCUGGCUCUGCCAUAGCUCCUUAUUCUUUGUCGAAGAAUUCGUCGCAAGUCACAAUGGAGUUAGGUCAAACUCUCAAUUGCAGCGUGACUUCACCGUCGACACUUCUCCAAUGCUUGAGAGCAAUUCCACUCUACCAUUUAAUGACAAGUGCCGCCAAGCUGAGGGAUAAUCCAUCCAUUUUUCAUGAGAUGCCCGUGUGGGGGCCCUCUUUGGAUGGUGUGGUGGUGCAUAGCUUCCAGCACCGCAUUAAUGAGUACCUGGAACGAAUGUCAAAAUACGACCUCAUCUUGGGCCUUGGGAGUGCUGACGCGUUGGUUUUGCUCAAUGAGAGACAGGUCCAGUAUGGCAUAGACAACAAAGAGAGGAACCGGAUCCUCUCGGAUUUUGUCACCACCACUUACCCCGUGCACCAACGAGAGAUAUUUUCCGUUAUAAUGACGCAUUACACGAAUUGGGAAAACCCCUCUUUGAGGCCGGUUGAGCUGCGGGACGAACUCGUCGCUGCCCUAAAUGAUGCCCUUUUCGGAGCUCCCAUCAUCGAAACCGGCGACUAUCACUCUAGCAUCAACGAUAAAUCUUGGUUCUUCGUUUUUGAUUAUCAAAGCAAAGGCAGUUCUUACAGACAGCGCCAAGGUUCCGUGUUUGGAGAGCAAUUGAAGUACAUCUUUGGCGAGCCUUUACUGAAUCGAAAAACCUACACCGAUGGCGAAAGGAAGCUCUCUGAGAUAGUGAUGAACUACAUCGGGAACUUCAUACACAAUGGAAACCCAAAUACUGGACAAGAUGGACAGAUGUCUCGAGACUCUCCCUUGGAUUGGCCACGCUACGACCCCAAUGAAAAGAAAUACUUGCAUAUUGGUUUGAAACUUCGACAAAGGAAUUUUUAUCGAGCGGACAAAAUAGCCUUGUGGGUUAACCUAAUUCCAGACUUGCUUAACGCCGCCUUGGCGAACAAGCACUACGAGGAGAAUGAGAUCAAUCACUACAACGACUUCAUGACAAAUUACCAUUCUUAUUUCGAAAUUCUCAACUUCAUUCCCAAUCUGAAGCUGGUGACCCAAUGGGGUUCAACCCCGUCUUCCAGUGAGGUUUUGUGGCCGUCAAUCUUGGACAAAAACAAAUAUCACAAUUUAAACGAAACGACUCAUGGUGGAGGAAAACUCAUUUCCGGGGUCAAUGCCACAGUCAUGGUUCAAAACGCCAAAAGCCUAUCGAACUACUCGACUGCACUGAGUGUCACCAUUGCCAUCGGAUGCUCCCUAUUAGUGUUAAAUGUGCUGAUUUUCGCGGCUGUGUACUACCAAAAAGAUCGCUACCACGACCCCUGUGACUCCAAAUUGGACGGUUCUCUUCGCAAUUCGUCGAGUCGCGAAAGCUUAAUGCCUCCGAGCAUUUCUCAGACGUUAGAGAAACCUCGGAGACCAUCUUUCACGGAUGAAAUGCCGAACACGAACAACCAUUCUAUUCCUGAAUUGUCGGGCAAACAUGACCACGCCCUCCCAGGGGUUUCCUCCAUUUUGCGAAAGUCUGCCUUGAAAGUGGCCACUUUGCCCCCACCCCAGUUUGCUGACCAUCCACCGUCCCAGCAUGGACCAGUGGGAGGCAUUCAGACAUUACCUCGGAAGAUGAUGAUCGCUAGCCAUUCUGGGUCUCAACGAAAUUCCUAUGAUGACGCACCUCCUCCAAUGUUUUACGGCAAGUUGCCACACAAUGGCUGUGUCACCCUUCCAUUAAAGAGUAGCCUUAAGAAGAAAAGCGCUCAAGGAGAUUUUCCAACCCCUUGGCCUGAGGAUCAAGAAGAACCCAAUUUGGACGAGUUACGGGUGUAAAACCUCCCUCAUUCUCUCCUAUCUCCUGGGCCACAACUUCACCACUGCUGUUGAUGUUAAAGCAAUAGCAUAAACCCUUCGAUACUAACCCGCUCUCACUAUUAGGUGCUCACUUGGUCCUCUACGACUUUACACUCAACAAAACAAAAAACGAACUUCCCGCAAAAAACAUUAGAAAUAAAUAUAAAAU